Penicillium diatomitis is the source of this 1020-nucleotide messenger RNA. RefSeq lists its product as uncharacterized. The record is from RefSeq and is a predicted model, not a curated record. Lineage: Eukaryota; Fungi; Ascomycota; Eurotiomycetes; Eurotiales; Aspergillaceae. Bases 1 to 1020 code for a protein of 339 amino acids. The transcript has a single exon.
AUGCACGCCAGUUCAAGGCCAAUUCGGAGCUUGAGACGACUACUGCUUAAGUGUCCCACCACCCGCGGAUCUUCACCGUCGCCCCCGUCCUGCUCGGCAGGGAUCAAAGAAUAUCUAGUGGCAUUGCGCUCCGAUGAUCGGCCUCGAGCAUACCGGGCGAGAACACCCAGGAAGCAUGGCUAUUACGACCGUAACUGCUGCUCUACUCAGCUUCACACUUCAAAGCUCGCCCCGCCUUCACCCGUCAUCUCUCGUCGAUCAUUCUCCCAGCAAGCCAUUCGCACCAUGAGUUCAGCACCGGACGCAACAAGGGACGUGGAUCCCCGCUACCAACAGCUCUUCACCGAGCUGGAACAGCGCUUCGCAUCAACCUCUCUCGGCCCGGACAAAUGGUACAUUCUCGCCAUCUCCACGCUCGCGGCCAGUCCGGACCCUGAGCGCGCAGAUCAACUCUACCUUCAUCUCUGCGCCCAGCCCAACAACACCACCCCGUCUGCCCGACAAGCCCUCGUCCGUCGGCUCCGCGAAGCCCUGAUUAAAUCCGUCCCCAUCGUCGGCGUCUGCAAACCCAUCGAAGCCAUCCUCUCCAUCGGCAAGAUCGAACGCGACGAGGACAAAGAUUACUCCUUCACCCGCGAGGGCUGGCAGUGCGAUCAGGCAAACCACGAGCGCGGCACGGCGUGGAUGCAGAAGCUUUAUACGCGUGAUCGGACCGGCACGGUGAAUCUCUUUGCGGCGCAUCAGGAUUUCAAGUGGCUCUCCGAGGAGAUCACGUAUGGCUUGUAUUUGUCGGAUCGCCAGGUGCUGGAUGAUGUAGAUACGCAGCUGGUGGUGUUGCCGGGGAUUAUGAGCCAGAAUUUGCCCAAUGAGACCCAUUGGCAUAUUCGGGGCACCAGGCGGUUGGGCGUGCCCAAGGAGGAAGUCCAGGUCAUUUGGGAUUGUGUGCAGCUGGUUGCGAAGUUUUUUGAUGUUACGCUGAACAAGGUGCCUACUGUUGAUCAGGUGGAACCUGAUGUGUAG